Manihot esculenta (cassava) is the source of this 3796-nucleotide messenger RNA. Its product is annotated as kinesin-like protein KIN-UC. The transcript is spliced from 22 exons. The coding region runs from base 194 to 3472 and encodes 1092 amino acids. NCBI's taxonomy places the organism in Eukaryota, Viridiplantae, Streptophyta, Magnoliopsida, Malpighiales, Euphorbiaceae. Gene Ontology annotation, biological process: mitotic spindle organization; microtubule-based movement. Gene Ontology annotation, molecular function: microtubule binding; ATP binding; microtubule motor activity. The record is from RefSeq and is a predicted model, not a curated record.
CUCUCUCUCUCUCUCUCAUCCAUCGUGCCGUCCUCAAUCUCUCUCUCUCCCACGAAAAUACGUUUUUUUUUUGAAAUUUUUGAAUUUUCAAAAUCCGUCCGGCAUGGCAAAUGCAUUCCUAUUGUUUUCAGUGUCCUUUAUAUUUCUCUUUUCUCUCUCUCUCUCCAUCUAAUGCUCUCAUACAUUGAAACAAAUGGCUUCCAGUUCUACAGUCAGAACGACGUCGUUGUGCUCCCACAGAGCUGACAGGCAACAGCAGCAGCAACUUCCUCCUCCUCUUGUAUCUUCUUCUUCUUCCAAUUCUGGUUCCAGAAACGGGUCACAGCAGAAUAACCAUUACUCUCUUCGCUCCAAGGCUCCGGCUUCUUCACGGCGCUCUGUUACGCCUACUUCCCGUUCUCACUCUUCUCACCAAGACGACGAUAAUGAUCCUGUAAGAGUGAGAGUUGCUGUCAGACUACGACCAAGAAAUGCUCAAGAUCUUAGUUUGGACUCUGAUUUUUCUGAUUGUGUCGAACUGCAGCCAGAGCUGAGAAGGUUGAAAUUGAGGAAAAACAACUGGAGUUCUGAAUCUUACAAAUUUGAUGAAGUAUUUAGCGAAACUGCCUCUCAAAAGCGUGUGUAUGAAGCAGUAGCAAAACCUGUUGUUGAGAGCGUAUUGAAUGGAUAUAAUGGGACAGUUAUGGCUUACGGUCAGACAGGUACUGGGAAAACUUAUACAGUUGGCAGAUUGGGGAAAAAUGAUGCAUCUGAGCGGGGUAUCAUGGUUAGAGCUCUAGAAGACGUAAUUGCUAAUGUAAAUCCUUCUUCAGAUAUUGUUGAAAUCUCCUAUUUGCAGUUAUAUAUGGAAUCUAUACAGGAUUUGCUUGUGCCGGAGAAGAUUAAUAUCCCUAUUAAUGAGGACCCAAGAACAGGGGACGUGUCAUUACCUGGUGCUACAGUGGUCAGAGUUCGUGACCUUGAUCAUUUUUUUGAGUUAAUGCAAAUUGGAGAGACAAAUCGACAUGCUGCUAAUACAAAGCAGAAUACAGAAUCUUCACGCAGUCAUGCAAUUCUCAUGGUUUAUGUACGAAGAUCCAUCCAUCAAAAAGUAGAUGAAAUCAAUGCUCAAGGUACAAUGACUGAUUUAGUUGGUGGCAAUGGCAUUCCUAGAGUUAGAAAAAGCAAGUUGCUCAUUGUUGAUCUUGCUGGAUCUGAAAGAUUAGAUAAAUCUGGCAGUGAAGGUCGCUUGCUUGAAGAGGCUAAGUUUAUUAAUCUUUCUCUAACUUCCCUUGGCAAAUGUAUAAAUGCAUUGGCUGAAAGCAGUCCACAUAUACCAACAAGGGACUCUAAGCUGACCAGAUUGCUGCGGGAUUCAUUUGGAGGCUCCUCGAGGACUUCUCUUAUAAUAACAAUUGGGCCAUCUUCACAGCAUCAUGCAGAGACAACUAGCACAAUUAUGUUUGGGCAACGGGCAAUGAAAAUAGUGAACAUGCUAAAGCUUAAAGAAGAAUUUGAUUAUGAAAGUCUAUGUCGGAAACUCGAGACUCAAUUAGAUAAUCUUACUGCAGAAAUAGAAAGGGAACAAAAGUUGAGAGAAAGUGAAAAAUAUGAAUUGGAAAAGCAGCUCAAUGAAUGUCAAGAUUCUUUUGCUCAAACAAUGAAGAAUCUAGUCACAAGGUCUGAGUUUCUAGAGAAGGAAAAUUCUCGACUGGAGUUGGAGAUGAAAGAUAUCUUAAAUGAAUUGGACAGUCAAAAGAGUCAAAAUGAAUUAAUGAGGGGUAAAAUUGAACAGUUGGAAAUGAGUUUGAAACAUAGCCAGCAGCAGCAGCAGCUGGAGAAUUCUACUUAUAAGAAAGUACUUGCUGACACCACUCAGAUGUAUGAAAAGAAAAUAUCAGAUUUAAACAGGCAGCUUGAAGACGAGCGUGCUCAUUGUAAAAGCUCAGACGAACAAUUAAAUUUGAUGAUGCAGCUCUUGAAUGAUGGUCAAAGAUCAAUUAAGCAACAUGAGGCAGAAAACUCCACGUAUCAGAAAGCACUUGCAGACAACACUCAGAUGUACGAGAAGAAAAUGGCAGAGUUAAAUAAGCAGCUAGAAGAUGAGCGUGCAUGCACUAAAAGUUUUGAGGAACAAUUAGAUAUGACAAAGAAGCUCCUAAGUGAUAGUCAAAAGUUAAAUCAGAAUCAUGAGGUGGAAAAUUCUACGUAUCAAAGAGCACUUGCAGAAACCACACAGAUGUACGAGAAGAAAAUAGUGGACCUAGUUAAGCAACUAGAGGAUGAACAUGCCCAUUUUGAAGAAGUGAAAGAACAACUCUAUCUAGCCAAGAAGCUUCUACGCGAUCAAGAAGACUCAAUUCAGGAUCUGGAAGAGACUGAAGAACUAAGGGUCAAAUUAAAAGAAAUAUAUCAACAACAUGAAAUCACUCAAACUGAACUCCAAUCUUUAAAGUCAAACAACAUAGAGUUAUUUCGUGAGAAGGCGACAUUAAAUGAAGAGGUUUGUGACCUGAAUAGAAGACUUCUAGACGAAGUGAAGCAAAGGAAGAGCAUUGAACAUGAGUUGGCCAAACUAAAGAGAAGUGAACUUGAAAGUGAUAAUAACUUUGAGGAUAAGCAAUCAUGCAUGAAAGAAAAUAUUGGUAAAGGAUCACACAAAUCAAAUCCUUCAAGGGUGAUACUAUCUAGUCAGAGGGCUACAAUUGCUAAGAUAUGUGAAGAAGUUGGACUACAGAAAAUAUUACAGUUGUUGAUGUCGGAAGACUCUGAUGUCCAAAUCCAUGCGGUGAAAGUGAUUGCCAAUCUUGCUGCAGAAGAUAUUAAUCAAGAGAGGAUUGUGGAGGAAGGAGGAUUAGAUGCAUUGCUCAUGCUGUUGAAAUCGUCAGAAAAUGCAACUAUACUUAGAGUGGCUUCUGGCGCUGUAGCUAAUUUGGCAAUGAAUGAACUGAAUCAAGGGUUAAUAGUGAGCAAAGGUGGCGCAAAACUGCUUGCAGUGACAGCAUCCAAAACAGAUGAUUCACAAACUCUUAGGAUGGUAGCUGGUGCUCUAGCUAAUUUAUGUGGAAAUGAAAGGUUGCAUAUGAUGCUUAAAGAAGAUGGAGGCAUAAAGGCCCUCUUGGAAAUGGCAAGAUCCGAGUAUAGUGAUGUCAUUGCACAAGUUGCAAGGGGGAUGGCUAAUUUUGCAAAAUGUGAAUCUCGAGGCAUACUUCAAGGACACAAAAAGAGCCGUUCACUACUAAUGGAAUAUGGUACUCUUGAGUGGUUAAUUGCUAACUCUAAAACUACUUCAGCUUCAACCAGGCGCCAUUUGGAGCUAGCUAUUUGUCAUUUGGCUCAAAAUGAGGACAAUGUCAAAGAUUUUAUUUCUGGAGGAGGUGUUAAAGAACUUGCACGAAUAUCAGCUGAAUCUAGUAGGGAUGAUAUCCGCAACCUAGCGAAGAAGACACUGAAAAUGAACCCAACUUUUCAAGCUGAGAUCCUUGGAAUGUAGCAGCAAACUGUCAAGUUUCCAUAAUUUCCUCCGAACAAUAGAAUGUUUGGUUACAAAAUCAAUAGUAAAUUCUUCAGAAUUUCUCUGAUAAUUUUUUGAAAAGCUGUCCUGGCCACAAUACAUCAUCUUCCAUUUUUCCUGGGCCAAAGAUCUAAGUUAGCCCCUCAAACUUUUACCUAGCAUGCAGUUUGAUUCAAUUAGUUCAGUUGUAUCAAUUAAGCCCUUCAGCAUUUGAAAAUUGAUUAAAAGUCAGUCGUUAAUGUACUACUAGAAGAACAACAUAUAACAAAAUGAAAUCCUCCUUGGUUGUGAAACCAAUUCAUG